AUGAACAGAGCAGUCGAGCAGGAGGAUCGCAUAUACCGUGACUUCGGCUCUUCAGAUUUCUCAGAUGUGGCCAUGAGCAAGUCUGACUCCUUGCACAACCAUAGGGACGCCGUCAUAAAAGCCUUGAAUCAAGUCUCAAUCCCAUCGAACUCCUUACGAUCCGCUAUCAUUCUCGCUGGUAUGAAGAGGUGUGAGAGAGUUGUGAUGAACCAGUUGAGGCAAUGGCGAGAUGAGAAGAAGCGUGGAGAUGCAGAGAAGGUUGAGGGCGAGGGUGCACCUGAGGAUGAAGACUUCUCGAACUCGGAGCACCUUCACGAUUACCUUCGUGGUCUGGAAUGA
Messenger RNA from Fulvia fulva, 339 nucleotides. RefSeq lists its product as uncharacterized. NCBI's taxonomy places the organism in Eukaryota, Fungi, Ascomycota, Dothideomycetes, Mycosphaerellales, Mycosphaerellaceae. The record is from RefSeq and is a predicted model, not a curated record. Bases 1 to 339 code for a protein of 112 amino acids. The transcript is spliced from 2 exons.